AAUCCGGACUCCCUUGAAAUCACAAAAAAAGGAAAACUUAUCAAUUACCAUAGAUUUUACGUUUUAGGGAGAAAUCUACGACAUUAAUGAUAGCAACUAGCGAAAUUAGGCAUCCGCAAUAUCCAUCAGAGUAAAAAGCAGCUGCAGAAAGAUGACUAGUUCCGGGGGAUUGUUGAAAAAUAAGGGGGAGAUUGUUUUCGAGUCAAAAUGGCCCGAAAUGCGCCCGAUUGUGUUGAAGCUGCUGAAGCAGGAGUCCGUGAGUCAGCAGGAAUGGCAAGAGUUGUUCUACAAUGUGCAACUUGUGAGUGUUUGGGACGACAAGGGACCGGCAAAAAUGCACGAAAGUUUGCAAGAAGAUAUCGUUACGUUCAUCAAGCAGGCACAAAGUCGCGUUUUAGCGCAUCGCGAGGACCAAGCACUGCUAAAAGCGUACAUCAUCGAAUGGCGAAAGUUUUUCACACAAAGCAGUUAUCUCCCUUUGCCGUUCUGGCAGCUGGAAAAUAGUUUGCAAAAGGGUUCCGGCAGCAGUCACAACUCGAGUAGUAAUUCAAGCAAGAAAGCAAGCAGCGCUGACGACAGUAUCGUACGCAAAUUGAUGCUCGAUUCAUGGAAUCAGAGCAUUUUUUGUAACAUAAAGCACCGUUUGCAGGAUUCCGCGAUGAAAUUAGUGCAUGCCGAACGGAAUGGCGAAGCGUUCGAUUCGCAACUCGUAAUUGGGGUGCGCGAAAGUUACGUGAAUCUUUGCUCAAAUCCCGAAGAUAAGCUCGAAAUUUAUCGAGAUAACUUCGAGGCGGCAUAUUUGCAAGCGACACAAGCCUUUUAUCGUCUCAAAGCUGAUGAGCAACUGCAAGCAAAUGGGGUACAGAGCUUCAUGCGGUAUGUAGACUUAAAAUUACGCGAAGAAGAAACGCGGGCGAAACGUUAUUUGGAGCCUGUUAGUGCGACGGCGCUCAUGCAAGCAUGUGUAAAUGUCUUAAUUGGUGAUCAUCUCCCCACACUAAUUGCUGAAUGUGCUCCCCUGAUAGAAGCGGGCGAAACAGAACGUUUGCAACUGAUGUUUCGAUUGCUGGAUCGUGUCACGGGCGGCGUCGAUCCCAUGUUACGAGACCUGGAAAAUCAUAUCGUUCAUGCGGGACUUGCGGAUAUGGUAGCAGCUGCGGAUGUCAUUACGCAAGACUCGGAAAAAUAUGUCGAACGACUUUUGGAGUUGUUUAGACGAUUCAGUACACUUGUUGAAGAAGCGUUUAACGAUGAUCCGCGUUUCUUGACAGCGCGUGAUAAGGCCUUUAAAACUGUCGUCAACGACACGGCGGUAUUUCGGUUAGAACUUCCGUCAAAUGCGACAGCGAGAGGGGUGAAAGCUGUUACGCCCGAAAGCAAAUGCCCCGAAUUGCUGGCAAAUUAUUGCGAUAUGUUGCUACGAAGAACGCCACUGAGCAAGAGAUUAACAAGUGAUCAAAUCGAGGCGCGGUUAAAAGACGUUCUGCUCGUUUUGAAGUACGUCAGCAACAAAGAUGUCUUCAUGCGAUAUCACAAAGCCCAUUUAACGCGUCGUUUAAUCCUCGAUUCGAGCGCCGACAGCGAAAAAGAAGAAGAUAUGGUCGAAUGGUUGCGAGAAGUUGGUAUGCCAGCGGAUUAUGUGAACAAACUAGCUCGUAUGUUUCAAGAUAUUAAAGUUAGCGAAGACCUUAAUGCCCAAUUUCGUGCCCAGACGACGCGACACGACGCAAUUAACAUCAAAAUCUUGAAUGCUGGGGCAUGGGCACGCAACAGCGAACGCGUUUCCGUCAGUUUGCCGCUCGAACUCGAAGACUACAUACCCGAAGUCGAGGAAUUUUACAAGAAAAAACAUUCCGGGCGCAAGUUGCAGUGGUAUCAUCACAUGAGUAACGGCACCAUUACGUUCGCCAACGAGGUUGGGCGUUUCGAUCUCGAUGUCACAACUUUCCAAAUGGCUGUACUGUUUGCUUGGAAUCAAAGACCUCUCGAAAAAGUGUCAUACGAAAAUUUGCGACUCGCUACGGAGCUUCCGGAUCCCGAGCUGCGUCGCACACUGUGGUCUCUCGUUGCAUUCCCGAAACUCAAACGACAAUUGCUUUUGUAUGAGCCGGCGGCGCAGCAACCCAAAGACUUUGCCGAACACACGUUAUUCUGGAUAAAUCAGGAAUUUGCCCUCAUUAAAAACGGCAAGCCACAAAAACGGGGGAAAAUUAAUCUCAUUGGGCGAUUGCAGUUGAGCACGGAACGCUCGCAACAGGAGGACAACCAGUCGAUCGUGCAACUCCGGAUUCUCAGGACUCAAGAAGCAAUCAUCAAAAUCAUGAAAAUGCGAAAGCGGAUCAAUAAUGCAGCGUUACAGGCUGAGCUCGUAGAUAUACUCAAAAAUAUGUUUCUCCCGUCGAAGAAAAUGAUCAAAGAACAACUCGAAUGGCUGAUCGAACACAAGUACAUGCGGAGAGACGACGAUGAUAUCAAUACCUUCAUCUACAUGGCUUAAAACUCGUUUUUUAUGUUAAAUCUCAAUAUUUAUUGUACAACUUUCGGUAACAAUUUUUCAAAAAAAAUAAGGAUUUGUUAAAUUUUUUACCAUUUAUUUGUAAGUUUUACGCUCAU
Culicoides brevitarsis is the source of this 2613-nucleotide messenger RNA. RefSeq names its product cullin-5 (gene Cul5). The coding region runs from base 152 to 2497 and encodes 781 amino acids. Gene Ontology annotation, cellular component: SCF ubiquitin ligase complex; Cul5-RING ubiquitin ligase complex. Gene Ontology annotation, molecular function: ubiquitin protein ligase binding; protein-macromolecule adaptor activity. The transcript has 3 exons. Gene Ontology annotation, biological process: SCF-dependent proteasomal ubiquitin-dependent protein catabolic process; protein ubiquitination. The record is from RefSeq and is a predicted model, not a curated record. NCBI's taxonomy places the organism in Eukaryota, Metazoa, Arthropoda, Insecta, Diptera, Ceratopogonidae.